Molecule: messenger RNA, 2323 nt
Organism: Umbelopsis ramanniana AG
Lineage: Eukaryota; Fungi; Mucoromycota; Umbelopsidomycetes; Umbelopsidales; Umbelopsidaceae
Exons: 9
Coding region: 135-1844 (569 amino acids)
Biological process (GO): mRNA splicing, via spliceosome
Cellular component (GO): nucleus
Molecular function (GO): RNA lariat debranching enzyme activity
Source: RefSeq, a predicted model, not a curated record
AUAAAGGAUACGUAUGUUUUGUAUAUCGCUUUGCUGGGCACCAUUGUGUUAAUGCCGUUUUGUUCAGGCCAAAAAAAAAUUUAAAAAGACAAAUUUAUGGUUCCGAUGUGUCUUGACGCGAGCACUGGACAACCAUGAAGAUAGCAGUAGAAGGUUGUUGCCAUGGUCAAUUGGACGACAUUUAUGGUUCCAUUCGGCUUUUGGAGCACAAAGAAGGAAUCAAGAUCGAUCUGGUUUUGAUCUGUGGCGACUUCCAGGCCAUUAGAAACGUAGCAGACUUGGAAUGCAUGGCAGUUCCGAAAAAGUACCAGCAGAUAGGCACUUUUCACAAAUACUAUUCGGGAACCAAAGAGGUGCCUUAUCCUACCGUUUUCAUCGGCGGAAACCACGAAGCCAGCAAUUACCUAUGGGAGCUCUUUUAUGGCGGCUGGGCUGCUAAAAACUUGUAUUUUCUCGGGUGGGCUGGUGUCAUCAAAUUUGGAGGGGUUCGCAUAGCUGGUAGUUCAGGAAUAUUCAAUGCACACCAUUACAACAACGGCCAUUACGAGAAAGCACCCUAUUCAACUUCAGACAUGAGGAGUAUCUACCAUGUUAGAAAAUACGAUAUACGGAAGCUAGGUCUUUUGAGGCAACCGAUUGACAUUAUGUUGACUCACGACUGGCCUCGCGGAAUCGAGCAGUUUGGAGACGUGCAAAAACUGUUAAGAAUAAAGAAGCACUUUAGGGCAGAGGUCGCGAGAAAUGAUCUCGGUAGUAGAGCUAAUGAAGAGCUUCUAGACAAGCUCGUUCCAAAAUAUUGGUUUUCAGCCCAUUUGCAUGUUAAAUUUCCAGCGUUGGUAAACCACGAUGCUUGGGUAAACCGGUUUGCGAGAAAUGUGCCAGGUCCUCCUGGCCCUCAAUCUGGCGGAAUGGAAAUCAAGGUCGACAAUCCCGAUGAAAUAGUUAUAUCCAUGGAUGAUGAUGAUGACGAUGACGUUCUUGAUACACCUAGCGUCAACCUUAAUGAAACUCCUGUAGAUAUGAGUACGCCAGCUUCAAAUACAGCAAGUACACAAGUCAUUGCAACCAGCAAUCCUGAUGAGAUCAUCAUGGAUGACGAUGACUUUGAUGAACCUGCCACCACUUCCGUUAUGACCAAUGUCAUUACGGAGUCCGCGAAGAGCGUACCCACCCACACUCCACAUACGGCAGAGAUUCACGAUGAACUGAUAAACGAAACAACUGAAAAGGUACCAGCAUUGGAAGUAGUAAACCAAGUUACCCAAUCUACACGUUUCUUGAGUCUUGACAAGUGCUUGCCUAGAAGAGACUUCCUACAGGUGCUGGAUGUUCCAUCUGUAGAUGAAAAUCUCACAUUUGAAUAUGACUUGGAAUGGCUGGCAAUUACCCAAGUUACGCAACAGUAUCUCAGCUUGCAACACCACCAACCUGCUAUACCUUCAGACAAUAUACUCUAUAGUCAAAUUGAUCAGAAAAUUGAAGAACUGCAAAAACAGGUUGACGAAGGCGCCCUGGAUUUGAGAAUACCGAACAACUUUGUGUUGACUGCACCGUAUCAUGAUUAUACACAUCGAAUGACCCCGCAAGAGAUCGCAGAGAACAUCAUUCCAUACUCCAAUCCGCAAACAGAGGCAUUCUGCAGUUUGAUUGGAAUUGAAAACAAGUUUAAAAGCUCCAAAGUGGCGCGGCCGCCUCAGAAGGAUACUGAGCCGGAAUCAAUUGUCGAGCUUGUAGAGUCAGGAUCUUCAACGCCUACUAAGCGACAAAAGCUGGAUCUUCCUCCGCCUACAGUGACAUCCAUAGAGACUUCCAUAGAGGUAGAAGAAACCACACUGUUGGAAUAGUGAAAUCAAUUGCGUAAUAUUUUACUGGUGUCCUGUUUUCGAUAUUCAAUACAUGCAAUUAUGAAAACGGCAUUUGUGCAAACGAUAAGAGCAAUUUUUUUUAUUAAUAUACAGUACAGUGAUUUAAUUGUGUGUCAACCGAGGCCAUUUUGUUCAUCCCAGAGCGCAGUGAAGUGAUUAUGAACGAUCGAUGACAAUAGGCACGCUUUCAGUGCGCUGUUCGACGGGAAAUCUCUCUUCAAUUUUGUCAGAGACCACGAUCCCGAUAGCUGCGAAGGCCAUUCCAGCUAACAAGGGCAUAAAGUAAGUCAUGAGCCGCACUUGAACACCGCACUACAGGUCAUUGCAACACUUACCGAGCCCAAUGAACAUGCGAGAUCUCGGUGGAAUAGACUUGUAUGAUCCCCAAAGUGAUUUGCGCUGCAUUUAGAAUGUCAAUUUUUUGUCAACAGGCUCCUGGCCAAAAGCACCUGUCCUAA